Actinia tenebrosa (Australian red waratah sea anemone) is the source of this 4609-nucleotide messenger RNA. Its product is annotated as ankyrin repeat and MYND domain-containing protein 1. Gene Ontology annotation, molecular function: protein binding. The record is from RefSeq and is a predicted model, not a curated record. NCBI's taxonomy places the organism in Eukaryota, Metazoa, Cnidaria, Anthozoa, Actiniaria, Actiniidae.
CAACGCUAUUAACGCUGUACAGUCCAGAAUCAAACCCCUUAAAAAACUUCACGAAAAAGCUCGUGUCUUUGUUCGAUAUGACUUUUUGCCUUCGAAUUAAUAUUUUAUCUGAGUUUUACACCGUACUUUUCAUUUAUUAAUGUUGUUUGGUGUAAUCGGAAGCCAUUAAUUGAAUGGACUGGUAGAUGAUGUUUACGGGUAAGUCCUACGGAUUGGUCACUACACGACAAAGAACCACAGAUCAUUCAACUUGUCUUCUUAAACUGAGUUCAAGCCGUUUUAGACGAGAGUAUAGAAGCGGUGCAGUGUAUCAUGGUGAACUAGAAGGAUAUAAGAAGACAGGCCAAGGAAUAUUCAAGUGGCCUAACGGAGCUUGCUACGAUGGGGAAUAUACAGACAAUAAGCGCCAUGGAAAAGGCAAACAAUAUUGGCCUGAUGGCGCUGUUUACCAAGGAGAGUUUUAUAAAGACUUGAGGCAUGGCUUUGGGAAGCUUACCUUUGCAGAUGGAGAGUCUUAUGAGGGUGAGUUUUAUGAAGACAAGAAGCAUGGCAAAGGAACAUAUAUUUGGCCAGACAAAACCACUUUUACUGGACAAUUUCAGUUUGACAGAAAGGAAGGGUUUGGCUGCUUUGUAUUUCCAAGUGGGAACAUCUUUCAGGGAAUUUAUAAGAAAGAUGAAAGGGAUGGACCUGGAAUAUUAACCUACAGCAAUGGGAGAGAAGAUGUUGGAAUCUGGUCUGGAGCUAAAAUCAUCAAACUUUGCUCUGUCAUGGAAAGUGCCUUCUUGUUCCAACACUUUACUGAGUACAAUGUCAAUGCAGGGCAAAAUCUUUCUAUCAAAGUUCGUCAUUCCAACUCGGCCAUGGAAAGUGUUCGAAACACACCCUCGCUUAUUGAGAUUGACGAGUCUGAAAGCAAUGAAAGGGUGAGAAGGACAAUCCCUGAGUCUUUUCCAUUUAUGGACAUUGUUGAUGGAAUUCGAGGAGACAGGGGACCAAAAGGGCCACUUGAAUGCAAUUCAGAGGAGCUUUUGCAGGCAGCAACAGCAGGAGACUGUAUCAAAGUGAACAAUUUGCUGCAGGAUGGUUUAGUACAUGUAGAUGUUGCAGAUAAGACUGGAUACACCCCGCUAUUGGCUGCUGCUGUUAACUGUCACCGUGACGUCAUCAACUGCUUACUUGAUUACGGAGCCAACGUCAACAAGCUAAACGACGAAGGUCUUUCUGUAUUGGCUGCUUGUCACGUGCUCUUCUAUACCAAACACACGUGGAAAGACAACAUUGCCGAGAAUAUCCCCGAAGAAAACCUUUUUAAUUACAUUCAGGAGGAUGCUCAAAAAGGAACCUUUGUGCAUCGAAAUUGUCGUAAGAUCACACCUGAAUCAACUGACCCUUCCAAAGGUGACGUCGUAAGUAACACCUCUGAGGAGAUCCCACAUGGAAUGGAAGGUGAUACGAAUACAAAUAUACCCAAAACGAACUUGUUUUUGACUGAUCCAGGAGGUGAACUGGUUAGAUUAAGAAGCCAAGAGCACGAAGACAGCGAUGCAAAGGGAAUUGAAAGGAUAUUGAAUGAAGGGGAAUCGGAAAGAACUGAAAAACAGAUUCAUAUUCUGGAUAAAAAUUUCGAGGAAAGAAUGAAACUUAGCAUAAAACGAGGUGUGGACAAAGAGACACUUUUAAAAAGUGCAAAGAAAAAAGAAACUCAAAAAAACACUGAACUUAUAUUUACAGAUAAAAGCAGAGAGGACAAUGGUUUGGUGAAGGAUGAUUUACUUAGCAACACACGGCAUUUAGAAGUAGAGAAAUCUGGGUUAACGGCAUCCAAUGAGAACUCGCUGUUCAGUAUAAUGAGUGUAUUCAGCACGACCAAAAAUGUGUCUUCAGUUACAGAAGAUGCACGAAGUGAGAGCAGCUUAGAACAAAACAAGCAGCUUUUUCUUACCAUGCAAAGACGUCCACAUCUUGAGGCUACUGUUCGUCUGUUACUCAAACGCGGUGCGGACCCAAACUCUUCAUCGCUUCCAAUGCCUGUGUUGUUCUUCGCCACUAAAGCAGCAGAUACAGCAGCCAUUGAAAUAUUACUUCGUAAAGGCGCUGACACAUCAGCCACGCUGGCUCAUCAGAAACUAGGUAUUGCUCCUCUACAUAUCGCUGUGGCGUUGCCAGAUCCUGCUGGUAUUCAGAUCACAGAGCUGUUCCUGAAGUCAGCUGCUGACCCAGAUAUACGUGACAGUGCGUUUGGAAGCGAAGAUAAUAACGGACGCACACCUUUACAUAUUGCGUGUUCGAGAGAAGACAACGAUAAGGACGCCUGUGCAGUCGUUCGUCUUCUUCUUGAUUAUGGAGCAAAUCCUGAUUUGUUGUGUGAAGGUCAUUCUCCUCUUUCUCUAGCGAUCUGUAGUGGAAAUGACUUGGCUGUGGACGCCCUUUUGGAGCACCGUGCAAAUCCAAGUUUAAAACUAAACAAAGGAGUUGGAUCAGCACUUUGCGCAGCAACGUCAUUUGCGGCUGAAAGAAGACGUACCCCUCAAGGCAGGAUUCGUCUGAUAAACAAGCUGAUGCGUCACGGAGCGAAUAUUGUCGCUCCUAUUGUCGUGACAAGCCGCUUUCCACCAGGCACCGUGGUCGACUAUGCUUAUACCGUUUUUUAUCAGGAUCGUAAGAUUGCACACACACCGUACCAUGCCCUAACACCUAGUGAGAGAGAUUGCUACAAUGCAAGACGGGAAAUGCUCGAGCAUCUGGGAGACUUGCUGAGGACACAAGUGUUAAGGAAAGAGAAAGAACUCAUCGAAAAACAGUUGGUAAAGAUAGCGGAGAAACAAGAUUCCGUCAAGACACCUCAGUAUGGUAUCCUCAAAUCCCCUGAACGAACUCCAAGACCCAAAGACACAGAAAUUCAAGACACUGGACAUGGUGUCAGUUCCAGUCGUGUUACGUUUCAUUUUGAGAAAGAAAGUGGAAUAGCUGAACAGGAAAUGCAGGAGCUCGAGGAAGAGGCAGAUCGGGAGAUUGAGGCGAUCAUCAAAAAUGAUAAUUCAACAGGAAAUGAUAAUCAGAUGGAGGAACUUCGCAUGUUAUCACUCAGCUCGUCACCUGGUCGCGAUGACAAGUGUGGUCUGCGCAUCGCUGUAAUGAAGUCCGCUAAUCACAUGAGCAUAUCAGCGCUUGCGACAGAGACGCAGAAGAUGAGAAAGAAAGUAAUGAAAAAUCGGUUUCGUUAUUGUUAUGAGUGCGGCCGAUCGAUAGGCGUUCGGCUUUCGGCUUGCACUCGUUGUAAAGAGGUAUUCUAUUGUAGUAAAUCAUGUAAACUCAAAGCGUGGAACGCAAGGCACCGGGAAGAGUGUGUGCGAGUGAACAGAUAAGACCGCACUUAAAGUUCAAUAGUAGCUAGUAUAGGUGCGUUGGUGUGUUGCGUUCGAACGUCUAAAUUAGAAAAUGACCCCACACGUGAGCGCGCAUGGUCAGAGAUUAAUAGAAUUCCAGGAAGGACUGAACUCAGUUCCCUCUCCCGACAUCUUCCAUAGGAAACGAGAGAGGAAAUAAAGAAUGAGAGAUACCAGCAGAGAAUAAUAGAAUGUAACUCAAACUUCCACAAUGAUCCACUUGGACCCUGAGAAAUAUCCUAAUCCAAGGCGUGCCCUAAAACUUUGCUCGGCAUUUUGAAACAUCUCGUAACAAUGGCAUGCGUUGACACAACUUUUCAGCUCCUUAGAGACAGAAAUCUUAGACGAGGUCGCGAAAUAAAUUUAUAUUUAGAAGGAAGGUUAUCAGUAAUAUGCAUGUAUAAUAAAUAGUAAUUGCGAUGACAUUAUUAGGUAGAGUGGACAUUAAUUGAUUGGGAAAGGAGCUGAUAUUAAAUUACUAUCUUACAUAAAUGUGUUAACGAAAUUUAUAAGCAAAAAUCAUCAAUAGAUAAAGGCGCGCGGUCAAUAUUUAUUAAUGUAAUUGAUACAGUGGUAUUUUAAACCGCAUAAGAUAAAGCAGAUCGUGGUUGUUUUUCUGGGCUAAAGAAAGCAGGUUGGAAUCAGAUGGACCAGCUUAUGAAAUGUAUAGUAGAAUAAAAUAAAUAAAAUGAAAUAAAAAACAAACAAAAUUAGCUGGAUUGCAUUUGGACUCCAACGACGUAACUCCAUGGUAGGUAAAAAAUAAUCCCUUCCUGGAAACAUGAUCUCACGGCCACGCCCCUAAAUAUUGAUCUCACGCCCACGCCCCUAAAUCCGACCCCCUUCCCUGGGAAACAAAUAACUGAACCGGCCUAGUGUACCCCUAGUGUAAGAAGUGUCGAGGCAGUGUCGGUCAGGUUGAGAAGGAAUAUGCCAGAUAAGCAACUUUUUAAAAAAAAAUUUUGCUGAAGGCUGACUUCAAAGGCAGGACCCCAAAAAAUAGCGAAAUAAAAACCCCAUAGGUAUAUUUUUUAUGACCUCGGUUCAGGUGGAGUGACUUGCCCUCAAACAGCUGAAAAAUACCGGCGAACAUCUUCACGACACGAUGAUCUUAACCAUCUGCAGUCACGUGAUUAAGCAUUGUAAUUGAUACACUCUAAUAAUCCCAAUUACUGACUGGUGUAAAAAAAAGUUGACGGUGUAAAAAAAUUGAAAACAUA